Paramuricea clavata is the source of this 733-nucleotide messenger RNA. NCBI's taxonomy places the organism in Eukaryota, Metazoa, Cnidaria, Anthozoa, Malacalcyonacea, Plexauridae. The record is from the annotation of a GenBank genome assembly.
AUGGCGGACAGGAAGCAAGCCACCAAGCGCGCUGCGCAAAAUUUAAAUAUCACCAACCCAUGUACGCCUUUAAAAGCAGUCCAAACUAAAAUUCCUAAACCCAACACACCAGAGAGAAGAAUGGAAGAAAAAGAAGGAGAAAAAGAAGUAGAUAUGCGCCAAAUUCAACAAAUGUUCUCGACUAUGAUGACGAAACUUGAGAAGCUUGACGGAAUAGAAGCAGACAUGAAAGAGAUAAAACAUUCCUUGGAAUACGCGCAUGCUGAAAUAGCAGAUUUAAAACAGCAAAAUGAAACAAACAAAGUAAAUCAAGAACAAACAAGAGAAAGAAUAGGAAAACUGGAGCAAGACAACGCCACAUUGCGUAACAAAAUAGUAGACCUACAAGCGAGAUCCAUGCGCGACAAUCUACUGUUCUUUAAUAUACCUGAACGCGACCAAGAAAAUACCACCGAAAUCAUUCAUGAACUACUCGAAACGAAAAUGGAAAUACGCGACGCACGGAAUAAAGUCAAGAUUGACCGGUCCCACCGAAUUGGAAGAAAAAGAGAGGGAAAUCGCAAACCACGUCCAAUCGUAGUCAAGUUCAAUUAUUAUCAAGACCGAGAACAUGUGCGGAUAAACGCGAAGAAAUUUAAAGGAACGAAUAUCGGGGUAUCUGAACAGUUCCCUGAAGAAACCGAAAGCGUAAGAAAGACAUUAUAUCCCGAACCGAAAAAAGCUAAAGCCGAAG